UGAUUGGCCCGCGAUGGGGUGGGCGGGAGGCCUCUGAGCCGGUAGCGCGGCUGAGCGAGUGGCGAGCAACCGCCUAAGGCCCCGGAGCGCCCGAGGGAGGCUGCCGCCGGCCCUGCCCCCGCUCCCCAGCCCCACGUUUCCGCAGGAAUCUUGGGAAAGCAAAAUGAGACAUAAUCAGCUGUGUUGUAAGACACCACCUACUGUCACUGUUCAUGUAAAAUCAGGGUCAAAUAGAUCACAUCAGCCUAAAAAACCCAUUAACCUGAAGCGUCCUAUUUUUAAAGAUAGUUGGCCAGCAUCUGAAAAAAAUGCACAUAAUACCAACAAGUCUAAACGCCCCAAAGGACCCUGUCUAGUUAUACAGCGUCAGGAAAUGACUGCUUUCUUUAAAUUAUUUGAUGACGAUUUAAUUCAAGAUUUCUUGUGGAUGGACUGCUGCUGUAAAAUUGCAGACAAGUAUCUUUUGGCUAUGACCUUUGUUUAUUUCAAGAGAGCUAAAUUUACUAUAAAUGAGCAUACCAGGAUAAAUUUCUUUAUUGCUCUGUAUCUGGCUAACACAGUUGAAGAAGAUGAAGAAGAAUCCAAAUAUGAAAUUUUUCCAUGGGCUUUAGGGAAAAACUGGAGAAAAUUGUUCCCUAAUUUCUUAAAGUUAAGGGACCAACUCUGGGAUAGAAUUGACUAUAGGGCUAUUGUAAGCAGGCGAUGCUGUGAGGAGGUUAUGGCUAUUGCUCCAACUCAUUAUAUAUGGCAACGGGAACGCUCUGUGCAUCACAGUGGAGCUGUUAGAAACUACAACAGAGAUGAAGUUCAACUGCCCCGGGGACCUAGUGCCACACCAGUAGAUUGUUCACUCUGUGGUAAAAAAGGAAGAUAUGUUAGACUGGGAUUAUCUUCAUCAUCUUCAUCCAGUGAUACAGUAGAGGUGAUGGAGAAACAUUCUCAGGAAUCACAUAACUCCAUGGACAUAGUAGUUGAUCGUUCUCAAGCUUAUAGCUAUUCUCAAGCCAAUGACCAUCAAUCAAACAAAGAAAAGAAAACUAAUUUUAUGAAGAAAGACAAAUCUAUGGAGUGGUUUACAGGAAGUGAAGAGUGAGAUGGCUCAACUAAACCAAUUUGGAAUCAUUAACUACAACAUGUCAAAAUAACUACAAGACAAGUGUCAAAAUGAGACAUUUAAACAGUUUUGAAAUGUUACACAUCUUACUUUAGCUUUUAUUAUUUUUCAAAAUUAUACGUAAAAGUUAUACAAAUCAUAGUAAAAGCUAACAAUUCCAAUCUAUGGAAGUAGUGAUUCACAAUAUAAAGUUCUGUUUUGAUAUUUUUUCAUCUUCCAAUCAGUUGCUGUCAUCUGAGGUACUACUCAGGUUGUGGUUUAAACUUCCUCAGCUUGACAAGAAAAGCUAAUUUAAGGAAAGAAAAAGGUAAAGUUAUUACAAUAACCAGAAAAAAACAUCACUUACUAUGGCCUGAAAACAUCACUCACCUGUAUGACCAGUUUGCCAGUGUAUAGGUCUAGCAAUAUAAGGAGAUGAUCCAUAUGGAAAAUCAGAAUGCGAUUCUUCUGUUGUAGAACAAAAUAUAUAUUAUAAGCUACAUAAAAUAUUUUAUAUUUUGUUGACAAAACUGUUAAAAUACAAAUUACUGCCCUUUUAUGGUU
Molecule: messenger RNA, 1657 nt
Organism: Canis lupus familiaris (dog)
Lineage: Eukaryota; Metazoa; Chordata; Mammalia; Carnivora; Canidae
Gene: SPDYA
Product: speedy/RINGO cell cycle regulator family member A
Exons: 7
Coding region: 164-1093 (309 amino acids)
Biological process (GO): G1/S transition of mitotic cell cycle; positive regulation of cell population proliferation; positive regulation of cyclin-dependent protein serine/threonine kinase activity
Cellular component (GO): nucleoplasm
Molecular function (GO): protein kinase binding
Source: RefSeq, a predicted model, not a curated record